CUCAUGCGCGCAUUCGUCACCGUCCGAUCAAUCAGACCUGUGCUUGAGACCACUGCGGCCUCUAUCAGUCGGGUAACCUAUCGUCUGCGCUGCGUCGCGACGCGCCGCGGGAAGGCUGCAGGCUGGCAGCACGAUGGGCCGCAAAACCCACCGCCGCUCCCAGCAGGAGAUCGAUGCUAUUAGAAGGGAACGCGCCCAGCGCAAGACGCAAGACGUGGAAGUGCAGAUGGGCGCGAUGACGUUGGAAUUUAACGACAACUUGCGACUCACGGUCGAGGAGGACUGGCACUGCGAACAGGGAGACGCGAUCGCGGGCCUCCAGUGGGCCGGCGGGGUGCGGUUGGCGCGCUUCUUUGACGAUAGGAGCGUCUUUGGUCAGGACUACUGGCGAGAUAAGGUUGUAUUGGAGCUCGGAGCGGGCCAGGGCCUCACGAGUUGUGUGCUCGCGACGCUGGGGUGUAAACGCGUCGUCUGUAGCGAUGCUGAUGUUACACAUGCGCGGCAGACGGUCGCGCGCAACGCCGACGUGUUGGAAGCCAAGCCCGACGUUCUUGCGUACAGCUGGGGCGUCGGAGAACCACCAAUUAAGGCUGAUGUAAUAGUGUGCGGCGACUGCCUCUACAACAGGGACCACGCCCAUUUACUGGUGCGAGGUUUGUUAGAUUGCGCUUCUUCAUCAACAUCUAUCUACUUAUGUGGCGCCGUGGGCGAGGACGCGUAUCAAGCUUUUCUGGCCGAGGCGCCUCGUUAUUUUGAUGUCGAGUUGUUGGACGGGUCGGCGCGGACUGGUACAAAUGUGAAUACGUGGCAGAAGCGCGACUUGUUGCGCCUCACGAAACGCAGUGGCCCUGCGUUACAAGCGAUCCAACCGGGCCGCAAGGAUAAAGUAGAAGGUGACGACGCGGCUCUUUUCGACGAUGUUUCUGAUGGUGACACUCUCAUCACAUCAGAAGACUUCACGGAGCGAGCCCGAACGCUCGUAGACCCAUAUCCUGAUCACAGGAGCGUGUUCGUCGUCGACGGCGUCCUUUCUGAAGAUGCUUGUAAACAACUGAUCGCAUCAUCAUGCACCCGAGACUCCUUCUGGGCCGGCGACGAGCCUCACGAGGACGCGCGGCCGUUCCGCGACGCGGACACGUGCGAGGUUUCGUGUCCGAAGCUGGCGGCUCGGAUCUACGAGCGCAUCGCGCCCUAUCUAUCAGAGACACCGAUCGCCAUUCCUUCGACAGAACAUUUGGAGGUUAGAGGAGAGUGGCGGCCGUGUUCUUUGAACGAGGACUUUUUGUUCGGCAACUACCCGGCAAAAGGAGGCUUCGCGCCGCACUCCGACGGCGCCACAGCUAAAGGCUUGAAUUUGCGAUCUUUUUAUUCGGUUAUUAUCUACCUGAACACGCCGUCUGAAGGCGGCGGCACGCGCUUUUAUAAGAAGUCGGCCACUGAUGUGGUCCUAGAAGAUAAGAGGUGGACGGGCCGCAAGGACCUCGCGGUCUUCGAGGUCCAACCUUUGAUGGGAAGGGCUCUGGUGUUCGACCAGCGUUUAGUACAUGAGGGCAUACCACCUAUUGGUGAUAGGAAGCACAUCAUCCGCACGGACGUCAUGUUUCAGAGAAUUGAGCCCUUGUUUGUUGAAUACGCAAACGAGUACGCGGACUACGAACGGGCCGUCGAUUUGUCGGAGCGAGGAAAACACGCGGACGCGAUAUCACUAUUCCGGAAAGUCUCACGACAUGCCCCGGAGCUAGCAGCUGAAUUAGGUAUUUAAG
Molecule: messenger RNA, 1763 nt
Organism: Pelagomonas calceolata
Lineage: Eukaryota; Pelagophyceae; Pelagomonadales; Pelagomonadaceae
Source: the annotation of a GenBank genome assembly